This is a messenger RNA of Xiphophorus couchianus (Monterrey platyfish), 1715 nucleotides long. RefSeq names its product erlin-1-like. Gene Ontology annotation, molecular function: cholesterol binding; ubiquitin protein ligase binding. The record is from RefSeq and is a predicted model, not a curated record. The transcript has 6 exons. NCBI's taxonomy places the organism in Eukaryota, Metazoa, Chordata, Actinopteri, Cyprinodontiformes, Poeciliidae. Gene Ontology annotation, cellular component: endoplasmic reticulum membrane; endoplasmic reticulum. Gene Ontology annotation, biological process: SREBP signaling pathway. The annotation marks the transcript as partial.
UCAGUGGUGGAUAUUGUUAGGAACUACACAGCUGAUUAUGACAAAACUUUAAUUUUCAACAAGAUUCACCAUGAACUGAACCAGUUCUGCAGCGUGCACACUCUGCAGGAGGUCUACAUUGAGUUGUUUGAUAUUAUAGAUGAGAAUCUGAAGACUGCAUUACAGAAAGAUCUUAAUGCGAUGGCACCUGGACUAACAAUUCAGGCAGUCCGUGUUACCAAGCCAAAGAUCCCAGAAUCUAUCAGGAGAAACUUUGAACUCAUGGAGGCUGAAAAGACCCGCCUGUUAAUAACGGCACAGACUCAGAAAGUGGUAGAAAAAGAAGCAGAGACCGAAAGGAAGAAAGCCAUUAUUGAAGCUCAAAAGGUUGCUCAAGUAGCAGAGAUCCAGUACAAGCAGAAAGUCAUGGAGAAAGAGACGGAGAAGAAGAUUUCUGAAAUAGAAGCUGAAAUUGACACCGAAAUACCUGGAGCUCAUGAAGUACCAGGCCAUAGCGGCCAACAGUAAGAUCUACUUUGGCCAGGACAUUCCUAACAUGUUUGUGGAGGGGACGAACGGCGCCACUAAACCCGUGCCCUCGCCUAUUUUACACAACGCUGAACCAGAACUGCCUAAAGCCAAGUAAAAGUCCCAGUGAGUCCACAGCUGAGCCUCUGCACAGGGCAGGACGACCUGAUGCAAAGCGGUCUUGUCACUGAACAUGUGUUGCUUUGCCGCUAGUUUGGUGAACAGCACACUUCAGUCUUAAAUCUACAUGGCAAAGAGACAGAAAGCGAAAAGUAAAAGUUUGGGACACAGUGUGAGUCUUACUAGGAAAGAGAACGAUGCUGUCUUUAUGUCUGGGAAGGUGACAGAAAGUACUUACACCUGCUUAUUUUUUCCUAUUUUAAUUUUUUAUUUUUUUUAAAUCAGUGCAGCGUUUAACUUUGCUUUUGGAGCCAUUUUCAUUACAUAUGUGCAGCAGCUGUGAUUUGUGAUCGCCAUGAGUUACUGGUUUUCCAACCUCUGGUUUAGCUACAUUGAAACUUAACUGGUGACACUAAUUAAGUUGAUGGAGACGGUUUCUAAGUAAUUAAAAUCAUCUGUGCCAUUUGUUUUCUUUUAACAAGUUAGUGGUUGGCUGUGCUCUCUUAAUCCAUACCUGAGAACCAAUUGAUUAACACCUCAUGUCCCAUGCUGCUCAUGGUGAAGUUUUGACACUUAGUCUGGUUGAAUACAGAUGUUUCAACAUUAAAGAUACAAUAAAAAUAAUCCCAGCUGUUAAUCUUCCUUUGACUCAGAGAUCUUGAAGCUUCGUGGAGGAGAGUAGUGGAUAAAUCAGAUUGUUGGCUGUUUGCUUUAUUUUUAUGGAUGAUUUUUUUUUUUAAUCUGUUGGUUUGCUGACUUUCUGUGACACUUACUGUGAAGGAAAAGGGACAUAACUCAUAUUUUUUGUCUUAUGAAACUAAAUUAAGAUGCUUAACAGGGAGUAAAUCAGUAGAGGUGUGGGAUUUUGUUUUGUCAGGAUGUCGGCAUGCUUGUUUGGGUUUGAUUAACAGGGCUAUGCAUGUUUUAUUUUCUUUUGUUGUUUUUUUAAUUCAGAUAAAUAUAACCCAUUAUUUUCUCCUUAUACAGCUUGUUCAGAUAUAAUUAAAUGUAAAUUCUCAGGACGUUUUAUUUUAUUCUAAUCAUUGUUUGAUUUAUUAUUGAGCAACGCUUUGCUUUUACGUAAAAAA